ACUUUUAUUUCAUCAUUAACAACACAAACAUGACUAUUAAUGCUAUUCCAAAACUCUUUGCAACCAAAAACUCUAUUUCUCUUUCAAUAGUAAUCUUUAUGUAUUUACUCAUUCUUGUUGCCAAUGUAAAAUCCGACUCUUCCUUCAAUUUCCCUAAUUUUCAACCCGAAGCUUUAAAAAAACUCGGUUUCGCAAACGACGCCACAUUAAAAAAUGGAGUAAUACAAUUAACUAAAAAAGAUGCUUAUGGUGAUCCACUCAAACACAGUGCUGGCCAAUUUGGAUUGCUAAAACCAAUUCGCCUUUUCGACCAAACCACCGGAAAAGUUGCAAGUUUCGUAACUGAAUUCACCUUUUCGGUGAACUCAAACGGUAGACAAGAUCACGGCGAUGGAUUUGCUUUCUUUAUGGCAUCACCAAAAUUCAAAAUCCCCAACAAAAACAAAUCAGAAGGUGGAUUCCUCGGAAUGUUUACCCGCGAAACUGCUUUAUAUACCAAAGAAAUUGUCCUUGUUGAAUUUGAUAGUUUUGCAAAUGAAUGGGAUCCAAAUCCUUCGUCAAAUUUAGGAAUCGGUUCUCAUUUAGGAAUUGAUGUUAAUUCGAUUAAAUCAGUUGCUAAUGCACUAUGGUUAAAUGAUUUUGAUGAUAUAACAGUAGGAAAGGCUCGUAUAGAGUAUGAUUCUAGUGACAAAAAUUUGAAGGUGUUAGUAACUUAUUCUGAAAAGGGAGCAUUUAAUGGGGAUUCUAGUUUGGUGUAUAAUAUUGAUUUGACCACUUUUCUUCCUGAAAUGAUUGAAAUUGGGUUCUCUGCUUCUACUGGGGAUUUAGUUGAGACUCAUGACAUUCUCUCUUGGUCUUUCACUUCAAACAUGUAGUACAUGAGGGAACUUUAUAUAUUGUUCAAAAUAACCUCGUAUACUUAGAGGAUUUAUAAUAAAGUGUAUGUAAUUGCUAUAAGAAUAAAGUCAAUAAUAAUAAUAAUACUUGUUUCUUAUGU
Medicago truncatula (barrel medic) is the source of this 997-nucleotide messenger RNA. The record is from RefSeq and is a predicted model, not a curated record. Lineage: Eukaryota; Viridiplantae; Streptophyta; Magnoliopsida; Fabales; Fabaceae.